ACACAGGCUUAAGUUCAGCACUCGCAAGGAAGAUAUAUCCUGGACAAAGGCAUGCCCGAGGCCAUUAUCCGUUAAGUUAUAACAGCCACUCAGAUUCAGGCUUUCGAUAUUUGGCAUUCCUUGGAUCACGUAGCUCAGGCUGCGUCGCAAGCUGAGGAUCUGCACCCUCCUGAUCCCCCGGGUCUGCAGGCUGGGGAAAAGGGACGGGUUAGCCCUCCGGAGAUGCAGCUUCGCCUCGACCCCUCUCCAGACCGACUUGUGUCGGGAAAAGGAAAAGUGACCGAGGCGGUGAAGGCUGCAAUCAAAGCCGGGUACCGUCACAUCGACGGGGCGUACGUCUACCAGAAUGAAAAGGAGGUGGGAGAAGGAAUUCAUGCCAUGAUCAAGGAGGGGGUGGUGAAAAGAGAGGAUCUCUUUGUGGUCAGUAAGCUGUGGUGCACAUUUCAUGAGAAGUCCAUGGUGAAGGAAGUUUGCCAGAAGACACUGAGUGACCUUCAGCUGGAUUACUUGGACCUUUAUCUGGUGCAUUGGCCCAUGGGUUUUCAGGCUGGGGAAGAGCUUUUUCCUCUGGACAGCGAAGGGUUAACUAUUUCUGACAACACAAGCUAUUUGGGAACCUGGGAGGGAAUGGAGGAGCUGGUCGAUGCAGGUUUGGUGAAAGCCAUUGGAAUCUCCAACUUCAAUCGAGGGCAGAUCGAGGCUUUGCUGAGCAAACCAGGCCUUAAGUACAAGCCAGCUAUCAACCAGAUCGAGUGCCACCCGUAUCUGAACCAGGAGAAGCUGAUUGCCUACUGCCACUCCCAGGGAAUCUCUGUGACUGCAUAUAGUCCCCUGGGCUCCCCAGACAGGCCAUGGGCCAAACCGGAGGACCCUUCUCUGCUGGAUGACCCUAAUAUCAAAGCCAUAGCGGAGAAACACAAAAAGACCUCUGCUCAGGUGCUGAUCCGGUUCCAGAUCCAGCGGAAUGUAAUAGUUAUUCCCAAGUCUGUGACACCACAACGCAUAGAGGAAAACUUCCAGGUCUUUGAUUUUGAACUCGAUGAUGACGAGAUGAAGACCAUCCUAGAAUUUGACCGGAAUUGGAGAGUCUGUUCCAUGCAGUGGGGAGUGAAGCACCAGGACUACCCAUUCCAUGCUGAAUACUGAGCCAAGAAGCCAUAUCUGCUGUCACUGCAUUUUAUUUCGCUAUUUGUAUUUUCCCUGUAACUUGCAAAAUUUUGUGAUUAAUGGCAAUUAAAUAGUUGUUUGACAACCCUAUUUAUAGUAUAAUGCCCUCCGUUUUCUAAUUGUCAUCUGUUUAUCCAGCCUUUUCACUUGCAUGUGGUAUUUUCGUGGAAAUAAUUAGCACCAUCAUUUAGACUUAAGUCUUAAUUUGGACUGUAUCAAUUAGCAUCUUGUUCAUUUGACUUCGUCUACCAGACCCUGGAGGAUGGGCUCCCCCUUUGAGUCUGGUUCCUCCCAAGGAUUAUUCCUUCUAGGGAGGUUUUCCUUGCCACUUUCUUCUGGCUUGCUCAUUGGGGGCUUUGGGCAGGGACAAUGUAAAGCCUUUUAAGACAAUGUAAUGUUGUGAAAAUGCACUACACAAAUAAAAUUGAAUCAAUCUAUACAA
This is a messenger RNA of Brienomyrus brachyistius, 1609 nucleotides long. Its product is annotated as aldo-keto reductase family 1 member B1-like. The record is from RefSeq and is a predicted model, not a curated record. The transcript is spliced from 10 exons. The coding region runs from base 223 to 1146 and encodes 307 amino acids. Lineage: Eukaryota; Metazoa; Chordata; Actinopteri; Osteoglossiformes; Mormyridae. Gene Ontology annotation, molecular function: aldose reductase (NADPH) activity. Gene Ontology annotation, cellular component: cytosol.